Stegodyphus dumicola is the source of this 2301-nucleotide messenger RNA. Its product is annotated as polyubiquitin-C. The record is from RefSeq and is a predicted model, not a curated record. NCBI's taxonomy places the organism in Eukaryota, Metazoa, Arthropoda, Arachnida, Araneae, Eresidae. Gene Ontology annotation, molecular function: protein binding.
UUGUUUCGUGUACCGCAGUUGAGCUCAGUAGCCAAUGAGAUUCAGACAACUGUUAAUCAAGCCUUUACGUCAGAUUGCAGUAUAUAAUCGCGAAAUUCGCCAUUUCGAACAAAAUUUGAGCGUCUCAACGUUGCGUUUAUACAAGAGCAAGAUGCAGAUCUUUGUAAAAACACUUACUGGAAAAACUAUCACUUUGGAGGUGGAGCCAAGUGAUACCAUUGAAAAUGUAAAAGCCAAGAUCCAAGACAAGGAAGGAAUUCCUCCUGACCAACAGAGGCUAAUAUUUGCAGGAAAGCAAUUGGAAGAUGGUCGAACCUUGUCUGAUUAUAACAUUCAGAAGGAAUCCACUCUUCAUUUAGUCCUCAGGUUGCGUGGUGGUAUGCAGAUAUUUGUCAAGACUCUAACCGGAAAGACCAUCACUUUGGAGGUAGAACCCAGUGAUACAAUUGAAAACGUAAAAGCCAAAAUUCAAGAUAAAGAAGGAAUUCCUCCUGAUCAACAGCGACUUAUCUUUGCUGGAAAACAGUUGGAGGAUGGGCGUACACUCUCGGAUUAUAAUAUUCAGAAAGAAUCUACCCUGCACUUAGUUUUGCGACUGAGAGGCGGUAUGCAGAUUUUUGUUAAAACUCUUACUGGAAAGACCAUAACAUUGGAAGUUGAGCCCAGUGAUACGAUAGAAAAUGUCAAAGCAAAUCCAAGACAAGGGGGCAUUCCACCUGAUCAGCAAAGGCUUAUAUUUGCUGGUAAACAGUUGGAAGAUGGACGUACAUUGUCAGAUUAUAACAUCCAAAAAGAAUCAACACUGCAUCUUGUCCUAAGGCUUCGAGGAGGAAUGCAGAUCUUCGUGAAAACUCUUACUGGGAAGACGAUCACCCUAGAAGUUGAACCCAGUGACACAAUUGAAAAUGUUAAAGCUAAAAUCCAAGAUAAGGAAGGUAUUCCACCUGAUCAACAGAGGCUUAUAUUUGCUGGUAAGCAGUUAGAAGAUGGUCGUACAUUAUCGGACUAUAACAUUCAGAAAGAAUCCACUCUGCAUCUAGUUUUGAGGCUUCGAGGAGGGAUGCAGAUAUUUGUUAAAACUCUUACUGGAAAAACUAUCACAUUGGAAGUUGAGCCUAGUGAUACAAUAGAAAAUGUAAAAGCUAAAAUCCAGGAUAAAGAAGGUAUUCCUCCUGAUCAACAAAGGCUUAUAUUUGCAGGGAAGCAGCUAGAGGAUGGACGUACAUUAUCAGACUAUAAUAUUCAGAAAGAAUCGACUCUGCACUUGGUACUUAGGUUAAGAGGAGGAAUGCAAAUUUUUGUGAAAACUCUUACUGGCAAGACCAUUACUUUAGAGGUAGAGCCCAGUGACACUAUCGAAAACGUGAAAGCAAAAAUCCAGGAUAAAGAAGGUAUUCCACCUGAUCAGCAGCGUCUGAUCUUUGCUGGUAAACAAUUAGAAGAUGGCCGUACUCUUUCGGACUAUAAUAUUCAAAAAGAAUCUACCCUUCAUCUAGUCUUGAGGCUUAGGGGAGGUAUGCAGAUAUUUGUGAAAACACUGACGGGCAAAACAAUUACAUUAGAAGUUGAGCCCAGUGACACAAUUGAAAAUGUAAAAGCAAAAAUCCAAGAUAAAGAAGGAAUCCCUCCAGAUCAGCAGAGACUUAUUUUUGCUGGUAAACAACUUGAAGAUGGCCGUACUCUGUCAGACUAUAACAUUCAAAAAGAGUCUACUCUUCAUCUGGUCUUGAGAUUAAGAGGUGGAAUGCAGAUAUUUGUCAAAACAUUAACAGGUAAAACCAUAACAUUGGAAGUCGAGCCCAGUGAUACUAUAGAAAAUGUUAAAGCAAAAAUACAAGAUAAAGAAGGUAUUCCGCCAGAUCAGCAGAGGUUGAUUUUUGCUGGCAAGCAGUUAGAAGAUGGCAGAACAUUAUCUGACUACAAUAUUCAAAAGGAGUCCACAUUACAUCUUGUUUUGAGGCUGAGAGGUGGCAUGCAAAUAUUUGUGAAGACUCUAACUGGUAAAACAAUAACUCUUGAAGUAGAACCAAGUGACACAAUAGAAAACGUGAAGGCAAAAAUCCAAGACAAAGAAGGAAUUCCUCCAGAUCAGCAACGUCUUAUUUUUGCUGGCAAGCAGCUUGAGGAUGGCAGAACGCUUUCUGAUUAUAACAUUCAGAAGGAAUCUACUCUGCAUCUUGUUCUGAGACUCCGUGGAGGAAAUUAAAAUAAAAUUUUAUUUUGGACUGUAUGCUUAAUUUUUUACAAAUUCUUUCUUGUUUGUGAUUGAUUUGGCCCAAUAAAAAUUCAUUUCAGCAGUUA